UGCUGUUCAUUUUGCAUGGAGAUCAAAACGACCAAACGCCAAGACCAUAGCAAUAAUGUCUGCAGUACCUGGGGAAACAACCACUUUAAGACCUUCGAUGGGGACAUUUACCAGUUUCCUGGAACCUGUGAUUAUAAUUUUGUUUCUGACACUCAUCAUAUUCUGAAAGAAUUCUCUGUGCACAUCAGUCGCAAACUCAAAGAUGGCCACUUGAUGAUAGAUCACAUCACAGCAACAAUCAAGGAUUCUGAAAUUAAGCUGCGGCCCCAAUUUGUGGUUGUCAACGAAAAGAUAGUUUCACUACCUUACUAUGCACCUGGUCUAUACAUAGAAAGAAACAGUCAGUACACUAAACUCUAUGGUAAACCUGGAUUCAUGCUGAUAUGGAAUGAAGCAGAUGCUCUCAUGGUUGAGCUCGAUGAGAAGUUUCACAACCGGACCUAUGGGCUCUGUGGUGACUACAAUGGAAUUCCAGAUGGGCUACAAUCUACAGCCAAUGACUUUGGAAACCUACAACAAGUCCAUCAGCCCAAUCGGAUAUGUAAAGAUGUAGAGGACACACCAGAGGAAGACAAUGCUUUUUGUGAACAAUACAGAGAGUCCUGUGAAAAACUUCUCUCCAGAAAAGUGUUUGCAAGUUGCAAGUCCCGCUUAAACACCCAACGCUACAUUCAAGCUUGCAUGCUGGAUAUGUGCAGCUGCAAUAAUGUCCUAGACGGAUUCUGUCUAUGCAGCACAGUCUCUGAAUAUUCUAGACAGUGUGCCCAUGCUGGAGGAAAACCAGAGAAUUGGAGGACGGAGAAAUUUUGCCAUAUGGAAUGUCCUUACAAUAUGAUCCACAAGGAAAGUGGCUCUCCUUGUAUGGACACCUGUUCUCAUCUUGACACCAGUAGCUUGUGUGAGGAUCACCAUGUGGAUGGCUGCUUCUGCCCCCCAGGAACGGUGUUUGAUGAUUAUUCUAAAAGUGGGUGUAUCCCAGUGCAUGAGUGCAAAUGUACAAUGAAAGGAAAGCAUUACAAUCCAGGUUCCCUGGUCUCAUCGGAAUGUGAGGAAUGUGUUUGCAAUGGAGGUAAAUGGCUGUGCAAAAAUCUUCCUUGUCCCGGAGUUUGCUCAUUGGAGGGGGGCGCACAUUUCUCAACCUUUGACGGCAUGAAAUACACAUUUCAUGGUGCCUGUUUUUACACUCUCUCCAAGGACUGUAAAACCCAUCUGUACACUGUGCUAGUGGAGAUUAUUCAGUGUGGACGGAUGGAGACGGAAACCUGCUUAAAUUCAGUGGUGUUGUUAAGCGAAAAUAAACAUAGUGUGCUGGUUAUUUAUGCUGAUGGCAGCAUUUUUGUUGAUGGAAUAGAAGUUAGGUUGCCGUUGGUAACAGCAAAUUACACAAUUUUUAGACCAUCAACAUUCCACGUCCUGUUGGAGACCCGAUUUGGUUUGCAGCUGCAGAUCCAGCUGGUUCCUCUGAUGCAAGUGUACAUGACACUGGACCAAUCACAUAAGGAUAAGACAUGCGGUUUGUGUGGGAACUAUAAUGAUGUUCUGUACGAUGAUUACAAGACAGCCAAUGGCUUGAUUGAGGGAACAGCUGUGGCCUUUGCAAACACAUGGAAAGCCCAAACAAAAUGUCCAGACAAAUCUGAUCUUCUGGAAGACCCCUGCACUUCCAGUGUCGAAAACAAACAAUAUGCUGAUUUCAUGUGUUCUCACCUAACAAACCCAAAUGGAAAUUUUGCCGAGUGCCAUUCCACCAUUCACCCAGAUGAGUACUUUAAGAAAUGUACAUACGACACCUGCAACUGUGAGAACAACAAGGACUGCAUGUGUGCUGCCCUCUACUCAUAUGUUCGAGCUUGCGCAAGCAAAGGCAUCGUGUUAACUGGCUGGCAGGGAGAAAUCUGCAAUUCUUACACAAACACCUGCCCUGAGACACUUACCUACAGUUAUGAUAUGAAAAGUUGUGGGCGCACCUGUCUUUCUCUGAGCGAGAAGGACCCUACAUGCGGAAUUAAUCACGUGCCUGUGGAUGGGUGUGGCUGCGCUGAGGGACUAUACAUGAACAAAAAUGACAGAUGCGUGUCUUCGCAUGAGUGUCCAUGUCGCUACCAUGGCACCUACCUGAAACCCGGGGACAAAGUUCUACAAGAAAAUAUGAAAUGUGAGUGUAAAAAUGGGAAAAUCCAUUGCCCUUCUACGAUGUCAAUAUUCAAGAGUAGAUUCCACUGCGUUCCACCAAUGAUCUAUCGUGACUGUAAUGCUGUACCAGAUACAACAGGGAUAGAUUGUCCCAGGACCUGCGGAAACAUUCAAAGGGAUUGUUAUAAUGAGGAAUGCAGACCGGGCUGUAUAUGCCCCGACAAUCUGUUCAAAAACGAAGCUGGCAAAUGUGUCAUUGAAGACGAGUGCUACUGUUCACAUAACGGUACCUCUUAUUCACCUGGAUCCAGAAUUAAGACUGAUCGCAAAAUUAGCACAUGUCAGAAAGGCAUUUGGGGGGACUCUAUACCCAUUCCCUUCAUUGGAAAAUGCACAGCAUAUGGAAAUGGCCAUUACAUUACAUUUGAUGGUGUUCGUUAUAAUUUUGAUGGGAAUUGUGCAUACGUCCUGGUGCAGGAUUAUUGCGGAGACCAAUCCAGCAACGGCACUUUCAGCGUUGUUAUAGAAAACAUUCCCUGUGGGACCACUAAAACAACAUGCUAUAAGUCAAUCAAACUUUUCUUGAAUAAUUUUGAACUGGUUCUAGGUGAAGACAAACACAAAGCAAUAAGUCCAAAUGAAAAUGAACCAUUCCCUUUCAUUGUCCGUACUCUUGGCCUUUUUGUGGUGGUAGAAGCUAACAACGGAUUGACUUUAAUAUGGGACAAAAAGACUAGCAUCUUUAUCGAGCUGACAUCUUCUUACAAGGGAGAAGUUUGCGGAUUAUGUGGUAAUUUCGAUGGAAACUCCAAUGAAUUCACAACAAGGGGCCGGUAUACCGUUGCUGACGUUUAUGAGUUUGCAAACAGCUGGAAAGUGUCCCCUUUGUGUCAAGAUGCUAUUCAUGGCAAAGAUCCUUGCAUCGAACAUCCAGUUCGAAAUGUAUGGGCAAUUUCGAUAUGCCAGAUCAUUAUGAGUGAAGUCUUUAAAACGUGUCACGAAAAGGUUGAUGCAACUCCAUAUUUUGAUGCAUGCGUUCAUGAUUCGUGUUCCUGUGACACUGGUGGAGACUGCAUGUGUUUCUGUACUGCUGUAGCUGCCUACGCUUUUGCCUGCAAAGAAGCUGGUGCAUGUAUUGAUUGGAGGACUCCUGAUAUCUGCCCCAUGUUCUGUGAAUACUACAACCCUUCCUUGGAAGUUUGUGAUUGGCGCUAUUACCCCUGUGGAGCCAAUUUAAAAACCUGCCUGAACCCAGAGGGCCUCAAUGUCACUCUUCAGCUAGAAGGCUGCUAUCCUAAGUGUCCACCAGACAAGCCCAUCUAUGAUGAAAUUAAAAAAGAGUGUGUUGAGGACUGUCCCUGUUAUGAUGAAAAUAUGAACCGUUAUGAAUAUAAUGAGACUGUGCCGACCACCAAUAACUGUGAAAUAUGCUGGUGUACAUCAAAUGGCAUCAUAUGUUGGAAUGAUAGCAGUGCUUGUGUCUGUAUAUACAAUGGCACAGUAUACAGACCAGAUGAAGUCAUUUAUAACAUAACAGAUGGUUUGGGAGAUUGCAUUAUAGCAAUUUGUGCUGCCAAUGGAACAAUUAACAGGACUAUAGAGGACUGUACAACACCUACUCCAACCACAACUGCACUACCGAUUACAUCCACCUCUUCUAUCAUAUCCUCAACAACAUUCAUACCACCACCUUCAACGACCAUGACAACGCCAAAAAUAGCUACAACGACCUGUGUGAUAGUGCAGCAAUGUAACUGGACAGACUGGAUCAGUGUAAGUACUCCACAAUUUGGGCCUGGAGAAGGUGAUUUUGAAACUUACGAUAAAAUUAAGAAGGAAGGACAGGAAAUAUGUGACCCACCCAGUGAGAUUAAGUGCAGAUUAAUUCAGGCUCCGGAUGUCCCCUUGGAAAGCACAGGACAAACAGUUCAUUGCAACAUUUCUUUUGGACUCAUAUGCAAGAAUGAUGAACAACCAGACAUGGAAAUGUGUUAUAAUUAUGAAAUAAGCCUCUGCUGUCCAUACUAUAUUUGUCAACCUGACACGACUACACCUGAAAAUACAAUAUCAACAACAAGUCAGACAUCAAGUACUGAAACAAGUACACCGGUCACAACAACCUCAACUUUGACAACACCAACCAUAUCUAUCAUAACAGAGACACCAAAUCUGUCUUCAAGCUCAUUGGGAACAACUGGCACACCCAUAGUUACACCUUCAAAAACACCCACGACAACUAACACCACUGGCUCCCCACCAACUCCCAGCACUUCAACAUCAGGCAGCACAGAGGAAACAACCACAAUCUGCACAUCCGAAGCCACAGAAACAACAGAAGGUCCUCCUCACACUCCAACAACCACCAUCCUAACUACACCAACACACAGUACUCCAAGCACGCCAGGAGAAACAAGUAGCAAGAGCACCUUUUCGACAUCAACAUCCACAAGCGUUCCAACAACUGCAACAGAAGGAACAAUUAGUACAACAACCAUUCCUUCCACUUCGUCACCCAUCACAACAACUGGAACUCCAUCCACUCGACCAACAGAAGGAACAAUUAGCAAGACCACAGUCACACCGUCCGAAACACCCACAACAACCAGCACCACUGGCCCACCACCAACUCCCAGCACUUCAACAUCAGGUAGCACAGAGGAAACAACCACAAUCUGUACAUCCGAACCGACAGAAACAACAGAAGGUACCACCAUCAGCUCGACCAUCAUACAUUCGACAUCAACAUCCACAAGCGUUCCAACAACUGCAACAGAAGGAACAAUUAGUACAACAACCAUUCCUUCCACUUCAUCACCCACCACAACAACUGGAACUCCAUCCACUCCACCAACAGAAGGAACAAGUAAGAAGAGCACUGUUUCUCCAUCUACACCAUUCACCAGUGAAAUAUCAAAAACGACAACUCCUACAGGAUCCACUCCAACUCCCACCAUCCCAACUACUCCAAAACACACACCUCCAAGCACGACAGGAGAAACAAUUAGCAAGAGCACCUUUUCAACAUCUAUACCAUUCUCGACUGAAACAUCCACCACGACAACAUCAACUGGAUCCCCAUCUGUAACAACAGGGACAUUGUUUCCGUCAUCAACCUCACCCGGAACACCUGAGACACCCACAGUUACACCAUCCAAAACACCCACAGUCACACCAUCCAAAACACCCACAACAACCAGCACCACUGGCCCACCACCAACUCCCAGCACUUCAACAUCAGGUAGCACAGAGGAAACAACCACAAUCUGUACAUCCGAACCCACAGAAACAACGGAAGGUACCACCAUCAGCUCGACCAUCAUACAUUCGACACCAACAUCCACAAGCGUUCCAACAACUCCAACAGAAGGAACAAUAAGCACAACGACCAUUCCUUCUACUCAGUCACCCACCACAACAACAGGAACUCCAUCCCAUACACCAACAGAAGGAACAAGUAGCAAGAGCACUUUUUCUUCAUCUACACCAUUCACCACCCAAGCAUCCAAAACGACAACUCCUGCCGGGUCCACAGUUACUCCUUCCUCUCCAACUCCCACCAUCCCAACUACUCCAAAACACACACCUCCAAGCACGACAGGAGAAACAAGUAGCAAGAGCACCUUUUCAACAUCUACACCAUUCUCGACUGAAACAUCCACCACGACAACAUCAACUGGAUCCCCAUCUGUAACAACAGGGACAUUGUUUCCGUCAUCAACCUCACCCGGAACACCUGAGACACCCACAGUCACACCAUCCAAAACACCCACAGUCACACCAUCCAAAACACCCACAUCAACCAGCACCACUGGCCCACCACCAACUCCCAGCACUUCAACAUCAGGUACCACAGAGGAAACAACCACAAUCUGCACAUCCGAACCCACAGAAACAACGGAAGGUACCACCAUCAGCUCGACCAUCAUACAUUCGACAUCAACAUCCACAAGCGUUCCAACAACUGCAACAGAAGGAACAAUUAGUACAACAACCAUUCCUUCCACUUCAUCACCCACCACAACAACUGGAACUCCAUCCACUCCACCAACAGAAGGAACAAGUAGCAAGAGCACUGUUUCUCCAUCUACACCAUUCACCAGUGAAAUAUCAAAAACGACAACUCCGACAGGAUCCACUCCAACUCCCACCAUCCCAACUACUCCAAAACACACACCUCCAAGCACGACAGGAGAAACAAGUAGCAAGAGCACCUUUUCAACAUCUACACCAUUCUCGACUGAAACAUCCACCACGACAACAUCAACUGGAUCCCCAUCUGUAACAACAGGGACAUUGUUUCCGUCAUCAACCUCACCCGGUACACCUGAGACACCCACAGUUACACCAUCCAAAACACCCACAGUCACACCAUCCAAAACACCCACAACAACCAGCACCACUGGCCCACCACCAACUCCCAGCACUUCAACAUCAGGUACCACAGAGGAAACAACCACAAUCUGCACAUCCGAACCCACAGAAACAACGGAAGGUACCACCAUCACCUCGACCAUCAUACAUUCGACAACAACAUCCACAAGCGUUCCAACAACUCCAACAGAAGGAACAAUAAGCACAACGACCAUUCCUUCUACUCCGUCACCCACCACAACAACAGGAACUCCAUCCCAUACACCAACAGAAGGAACAAGUAGCAAGAGCACUUUUUCUUCAUCUACACCAUUCACCACCCAAGUAUCCAAAACGACAACUCCUGCCGGGUCCACAGUUACUCCUUCCUCUCCAACUCCCACCAUCCCAACUACUCCAAAACACACACCUCCAAGCACGACAGGAGAAACAAGUAGCAAGAGCACCUUUUCAACAUCUACACCAUUCUCGACUGAAACAUCCACCACGACAACAUCAACUGGAUCCCCAUCUGUAACAACAGGGACAUUGUUUCCGUCAUCAACCUCACCCGGAACACCUGAGACACCCACAGUUACACCAUCCAAAACACCCACAGUCACACCAUCCAAAACACCCACAACAACCAGCACCACUGGCCCACCACCAACUCCCAGCACUUCAACAUCAGGGAGCACAGAGGAAACAACCACAAUCUGUACAUCCGAACCCACAGAAACAACAGAAGGUCCUCCUCCCACUCCAACAACCACCAUCCCAACUAUACCAACACACAGUCCUCCAAGCACGCCAGGAGAAACAAGUAGCAAGAGCACCUUUUCGACAUCAACAUCCACAAGCGUUCCAACAACUGCAACAGAAGGAACAAUUAGCACAACAACCAUUCCUUCCACUUCAUCACCCACCACAACAACUGGAACUCCAUCCACUCCACCAACAGAAGGAACAAGUAAGAAGAGCACUUUUUCUCCAUCUACACCAUUCACCAGUGAAAUAUCAAAAACAACAACUCCUACAGGAUCCACUCCAACUCCCACCAUCCCAACUACUCCAAAACACACACCUCCAAGCACGACAGGAGAAACAAUUAGCAAGAGCACCUUUUCAACAUCUACACCAUUCUCGACUGCAACAUCCACCACGACAACAUCAACUGGAUCCCCAUCUGUGACAACAGGGACAUUGUUUCCGUCAUCAACCUCGCCCGGAACACCUGAGACACCCACAGUUACACCAUCCAAAACACCCACAGUCACACCAUCCAAAACACCCACAACAACCAGCACCACUGGCCCACCACCAACUCCCAGCACUUCAACAUCAGGUAGCACAGAGGAAACAACCACAAUCUGUACAUCUGAACCCACAGAAACAACAGAAGGUCCUACUUCCACUCCAACAACCACCAUCCCAACUCCACCAACACACAGUACUCCAAGCACGGCAGGAGAAACAAGUAGCAAGAGCACCUUUUCGCCAUCAACAUCCACAAGCGUUCCAACAACUGCAACAGAAGGAACAAUAAGCACAACGACCAUUCCUUCUACUCCGUCACCCACCACAACAACCGGAACUCCAUCCCAUACACCAACAGAAGGAACAAGUAGCAAGAGCACUUUUUCUCCAUCUACACCAUUCACCACUCCAGUAUCCAAAACGACAACUCCUACCGGGUCCACAGUUACUCCUUCCUCUCCAACUCCCACCAUCCCAACUACUCCAAAACACACACCUCCAAGCACGACAGGAGAAACAAGUAGCAAGAGCACCUUUUCGACGUCUACACCAUUCUCGACUGAAACAUCCACCACGACAACAUCAACUGGAUCCCCAUCUGUAACAACAGGGACAUCGUUUCCAUCAUCAACCUCACCCGGAACACCUGAGACACCCACAGUUACACCAUCCAAAACACCCACAGUCACACCAUCCAAAACACCCACAACAACCAGCACCAUUGGCCCACCACCAACUCCCAGCACUUCAACAUCAGGUAGCACAGAGGAAACAACCACAAUCUGUACAUCUGAACCCACAGAAACAACAGAAGGUCCUACUCCCACUCCAACAACCACCAUCCCAACUCUACCAACACACAGUACUCCAAGCACGGCAGGAGAAACAAGUAGCAAGAGCACCUUUUCGACAUCAACAUCCACAAGCGUUCCAACAACUGCAACAGAAGGAACAAUUAGCACAACAACCAUUCCUUCCACUUCAUCACCCACCACAACAACUGGAACUCCAUCCACUCCACCAACAGAAGGAACAAGUAAGAAGAGCACUUUUUCUCCAUCUACACCAUUCACCAGUGAAAUAUCAAAAACAACAACUCCUACAGGAUCCACUCCAACUCCCACCAUCCCAACUACUCCAAAACACACACCUCCAAGCACGACAGGAGAAACAAGUAGCAAGAGCACCUUUUCAACAUCUACACCAUUCUCGACUGAAACAUCCACCACGACAACAUCAACUGGAUCCCCAUCUGUGACAACAGGGACAUUGUUUCCGUCAUCAACCUCGCCCGGAACACCUGAGACACCCACAGUUACACCAUCCAAAACACCCACAGUCACACCAUCCAAAACACCCACAACAACCAGCACCACUGGCCCACCACCAACUCCCAGCACUUCAACAUCAGGUAGCACAGAGGAAACAACCACAAUCUGUACAUCUGAACCCACAGAAACAACAGAAGGUCCUACUUCCACUCCAACAACCACCAUCCCAACUCCACCAACACACAGUACUCCAAGCACGGCAGGAGAAACAAGUAGCAAGAGCACCUUUUCGCCAUCAACAUCCACAAGCGUUCCAACAACUGCAACAGAAGGAACAAUAAGCACAACGACCAUUCCUUCUACUCCGUCACCCACCACAACAACCGGAACUCCAUCCCAUACACCAACAGAAGGAACAAGUAGCAAGAGCACUUUUUCUCCAUCUACACCAUUCACCACUCCAGUAUCCAAAACGACAACUCCUACCGGGUCCACAGUUACUCCUUCCUCUCCAACUCCCACCAUCCCAACUACUCCAAAACACACACCUCCAAGCACGACAGGAGAAACAAGUAGCAAGAGCACCUUUUCAACAUCUACACCAUUCUCGACUGAAACAUCCACCACGACAACAUCAACUGGAUCCCCAUCUGUGACAACAGGGACAUUGUUUCCGUCAUCAACCUCACCCGGAACACCUGAGACACCCACAGUUACACCAUCCAAAACACCCACAGUCACACCAUCCAAAACACCCACAACAACCAGCACCACUGGCCCACCACCAACUCCCAGCACUUCAACAUCAGGUAGCACAGAGGAAACAACCACAAUCUGUACAUCUGAACCCACAGAAACAACAGAAGGUCCUACUUCCACUCCAACAACCACCAUCCCAACUCCACCAACACACAGUACUCCAAGCACGGCAGGAGAAACAAGUAGCAAGAGCACCUUUUCGCCAUCAACAUCCACAAGCGUUCCAACAACUGCAACAGAAGGAACAAUAAGCACAACGACCAUUCCUUCUACUCCGUCACCCACCACAACAACCGGAACUCCAUCCCAUACACCAACAGAAGGAACAAGUAGCAAGAGCACUUUUUCUCCAUCUACACCAUUCACCACUCCAGUAUCCAAAACGACAACUCCUACCGGGUCCACAGUUACUCCUUCCUCUCCAACUCCCACCAUCCCAACUACUCCAAAACACACACCUCCAAGCACGACAGGAGAAACAAGUAGCAAGAGCACCUUUUCGACGUCUACACCAUUCUCGACUGAAACAUCCACCACGACAACAUCAACUGGAUCCCCAUCUGUAACAACAGGGACAUCGUUUCCAUCAUCAACCUCACCCGGAACACCUGAGACACCCACAGUUACACCAUCCAAAACACCCACAGUCACACCAUCCAAAACACCCACAACAACCAGCACCACUGGCCCACCACCAACUCCCAGCACUUCAACAUCAGGUAGCACAGAGGAAACAACCACAAUCUGUACAUCUGAACCCACAGAAACAACAGAAGGUCCUACUCCCACUCCAACAACCACCAUCCCAACUCCACCAACACACAGUACUCCAAGCACGGCAGGAGAAACAAGUAGCAAGAGCACCUUUUCGACAUCAACAUCCACAAGCGUUCCAACAACUGCAACAGAAGGAACAAUUAGCACAACAACCAUUCCUUCCACUCCGUCACCCACCACAACAACUGGAACUCCAUCCCAUACACCAACAGAAGGAACAAGUAGCAAGAGCACUUUUUCUCCAUCUACACCAUUCACCAGUGAAAUAUCAAAAACAACAACUCCUACAGGAUCCACUCCAACUCCCACCAUCCCAACUACUCCAAAACACACACCUCCAAGCACGACAGGAGAAACAAGUAGCAAGAGCACCUUUUCAACAUCUACACCAUUCUCGACUGAAACAUCCACCACGACAACAUCAACUGGAUCCCCAUCUGUGACAACAGGGACAUUGUUUCCGUCAUCAACCUCGCCCGGAACACCUGAGACACCCACAGUUACACCAUCCAAAACACCCACAGUCACACCAUCCAAAACACCCACAACAACCAGCACCACUGGCCCACCACCAACUCCCAGCACUUCAACAUCAGGUAGCACAGAGGAAACAACCACAAUCUGUACAUCUGAACCCACAGAAACAACAGAAGGUCCUACUUCCACUCCAACAACCACCAUCCCAACUCCACCAACACACAGUACUCCAAGCACGGCAGGAGAAACAAGUAGCAAGAGCACCUUUUCGCCAUCAACAUCCACAAGCGUUCCAACAACUGCAACAGAAGGAACAAUAAGCACAACGACCAUUCCUUCUACUCCGUCACCCACCACAACAACCGGAACUCCAUCCCAUACACCAACAGAAGGAACAAGUAGCAAGAGCACUUUUUCUCCAUCUACACCAUUCACCACUCCAGUAUCCAAAACGACAACUCCUACCGGGUCCACAGUUACUCCUUCCUCUCCAACUCCCACCAUCCCAACUACUCCAAAACACACACCUCCAAGCACGACAGGAGAAACAAGUAGCAAGAGCACCUUUUCGACGUCUACACCAUUCUCGACUGAAACAUCCACCACAACAACAUCAACUGGAUCCCCAUCUGUAACAACAGGGACAUCGUUUCCAUCAUCAACCUCACCCGGAACACCUGAGACACCCACAGUUACACCAUCCAAAACACCCACAGUCACACCAUCCAAAACACCCACAACAACCAGCACCACUGGCCCACCACCAACUCCCAGCACUUCAACAUCAGGUAGCACAGAGGAAACAACCACAAUCUGUACAUCUGAACCCACAGAAACAACAGAAGGUCCUACUCCCACUCCAACAACCACCAUCCCAACUCCACCAACACACAGUACUCCAAGCACGGCAGGAGAAACAAGUAGCAAGAGCACCUUUUCGACAUCAACAUCCACAAGCGUUCCAACAACUGCAACAGAAGGAACAAUUAGCACAACAACCAUUCCUUCCACUCCGUCACCCACCACAACAACUGGAACUCCAUCCCAUACACCAACAGAAGGAACAAGUAGCAAGAGCACUUUUUCUCCAUCUACACCAUUCACCAGUGAAAUAUCAAAAACAACAACUCCUACAGGAUCCACUCCAACUCCCACCAUCCCAACUACUCCAAAACACACACCUCCAAGCACGACAGGAGAAACAAUUAGCAAGAGCACCUUUUCAACAUCUACACCAUUCUCGACUGAAACAUCCACCACGACAACAUCAACUGGAUCCCCAUCUGUGACAACAGGGACAUUGUUUCCGUCAUCAACCUCGCCCGGAACACCUGAGACACCCACAGUUACACCAUCCAAAACACCCACAGUCACACCAUCCAAAACACCCACAACAACCAGCACCACUGGCCCACCACCAACUCCCAGCACUUCAACAUCAGGUAGCACAGAGGAAACAACCACAAUCUGUACAUCUGAACCCACAGAAACAACAGAAGGUCCUACUUCCACUCCAACAACCACCAUCCCAACUCCACCAACACACAGUACUCCAAGCACGGCAGGAGAAACAAGUAGCAAGAGCACCUUUUCGCCAUCAACAUCCACAAGCGUUCCAACAACUGCAACAGAAGGAACAAUAAGCACAACGACAAUUCCUUCUACUCCGUCACCCACCACAACAACCGGAACUCCAUCCCAUACACCAACAGAAGGAACAAGUAGCAAGAGCACUUUUUCUCCAUCUACACCAUUCACCACUCCAGUAUCCAAAACGACAACUCCUACCGGGUCCACAGUUACUCCUUCCUCUCCAACUCCCACCAUCCCAACUACUCCAAAACACACACCUCCAAGCACGACAGGAGAAACAAGUAGCAAGAGCACCUUUUCGACGUCUACACCAUUCUCGACUGAAACAUCCACCACAACAACAUCAACUGGAUCCCCAUCUGUAACAACAGGGACAUCGUUUCCAUCAUCAACCUCACCCGGAACACCUGAGACACCCACAGUUACACCAUCCAAAACACCCACAGUCACACCAUCCAAAACACCCACAACAACCAGCACCAUUGGCCCACCACCAACUCCCAGCACUUCAACAUCAGGUAGCACAGAGGAAACAACCACAAUCUGUACAUCUGAACCCACAGAAACAACAGAAGGUCCUACUCCCUCUCCAACAACCACCAUCCCAACUCCACCAACACACAGUACUCCAAGCACGGCAGGAGAAACAAGUAGCAAGAGCACCUUUUCGACAUCAACAUCCACAAGCGUUCCAACAACUGCAACAGAAGGAACAAUUAGCACAACAACCAUUCCUUCCACUCCGUCACCCACCACAACAACUGGAACUCCAUCCCAUACACCAACAGAAGGAACAAGUAGCAAGAGCACUUUUUCUCCAUCUACACCAUUCACCAGUGAAAUAUCAAAAACAACAACUCCUACAGGAUCCACUCCAACUCCCACCAUCCCAACUACUCCAAAACACACACCUCCAAGCACGACAGGAGAAACAAGUAGCAAGAGCACCUUUUCAACAUCUACACCAUUCUCGACUGAAACAUCCACCACGACAACAUCAACUGGAUCCCCAUCUGUGACAACAGGGACAUUGUUUCCAUCAUCAACCUCACCCGGAACACCUGAGACACCCACAGUUACACCAUCCAAAACACCCACAGUCACACCAUCCAAAACACCCACAACAACCAGCACCAUUGGCCCACCACCAACUCCCAGCACUUCAACAUCAGGUAGCACAGAGGAAACAACCACAAUCUGUACAUCUGAACCCACAGAAACAACAGAAGGUCCUACUCCCACUCCAACAACCACCAUCCCAACUCCACCAACACACAGUACUCCAAGCACGGCAGGAGAAACAAGUAGCAAGAGCACCUUUUCGCCAUCAACAUCCACAAGCGUUCCAACAACUGCAACAGAAGGAACAAUUAGUACAACAACCAUUCCUUCCACUUCAUCACCCACCACAACAACUGGAACUCCAUCCACUCCACCAACAGAAGGAACAAGUAGCAAGAGCACUGUUUCUCCAUCUACACCAUUCACCAGUGAAAUAUCAAAAACAACAACUCCUACAGGAUCCACUCCAACUCCCACCAUCCCAACUACUCCAAAACACACACCUCCAAGCACGACAGGAGAAACAAGUAGCAAGAGCACCUUUUCAACAUCUACACCAUUCUCGACUGAAACAUCCACCACGACAACAUCAACUGGAUCCCCAUCUGUGACAACAGGGACAUUGUUUCCGUCAUCAACCUCACCCGGAACACCUGAGACACCCACAGUUACACCAUCCAAAACACCCACAGUCACACCAUCCAAAACACCCACAACAACCAGCACCACUGGCCCACCACCAACUCCCAGCACUUCAACAUCAGGUAGCACAGAGGAAACAACCACAAUCUGUACAUCUGAACCCACAGAAACAACAGAAGGUCCUACUUCCACUCCAACAACCACCAUCCCAACUCCACCAACACACAGUACUCCAAGCACGGCAGGAGAAACAAGUAGCAAGAGCACCUUUUCGCCAUCAACAUCCACAAGCGUUCCAACAACUGCAACAGAAGGAACAAUAAGCACAACGACCAUUCCUUCUACUCCGUCACCCACCACAACAACCGGAACUCCAUCCCAUACACCAACAGAAGGAACAAGUAGCAAGAGCACUUUUUCUCCAUCUACACCAUUCACCACUCCAGUAUCCAAAACGACAACUCCUACCGGGUCCACAGUUACUCCUUCCUCUCCAACUCCCACCAUCCCAACUACUCCAAAACACACACCUCCAAGCACGACAGGAGAAACAAGUAGCAAGAGCACCUUUUCGACGUCUACACCAUUCUCGACUGAAACAUCCACCACGACAACAUCAACUAGCUCACCGUUCACCACUGAAGUAUCUAUUACGACAACUGAAGUAAUAGAAACAACAACAUCUACAGGCACAACAUCUAUCACAGAGAUACCAAUUCCAUCAUCAACCUCUCCCGAAUCGAGUGAAACAAGUACUGUUACUCCAUCGAAAUCACUCCCAACAAUCAGUACUACUGGUUCCAUAACAACACCACCUUUUGCGCCCAUAAUAACUGUCAGCACUACUGUGACAUUCCCUAUACCAACGAGCCCAGAGGAAACAACGUUUGUUGCAUCAACACCAUUCACCACUGUAAUAUCUCACACAUUUCCAACUGGAUCCACUGGUUCUCGUUCUACUACAUUGCCCACAUCCACACCACGAUCGAGUAUUACAAGCACUGUUACUUCUUCAAAAACACCCACAACAACCAGCACAACAACUACUGUGACACCACCAACAUCAGGGAGCACAGAGGAAACAAGCACAAUUUGUACAACUGAAAUUACUGAAACUACAGAAAUGACACCAACUACAGAAAAAACAUCCACAGAAAUCAUUCAAACUCCUGCCUCGACAUCAACCACAAAAGAAGUGACAACUAGUACAACAGUUUCUCCAUCUGCUCCAACACCCACCACAACUGGAAAUCCAUUCAUUCCACCAAGCACAACUGGAGGAACAAGCAGCAAGGGCACCUUUUCUACAUCAACACCAUUCACCACUGAAAUUACUAAAACAACAACUCCUACUAUAUCCACAGUUACUUCGUCCUCUCCAACGACCAGGAUCACAACUGGAAGUCCGCCAUCUACUCCAACCACCACUGCAGAAACAAAAACCAAGACCAGUUUUCCUCCACAUACAUCAUUCAUCACUGUAGUAUCUAAACCAACAACUCCAACUGGGUCCAUUGGUAUUCCUUCUACUACAACGCCCACAACUGGAACUUCACCAACUCCUCCUAGCCCUCCUGAAGAAACAAGCAGUAAGAGCUCCUUUUCUCCAUCUACACUAACCACAACUGAAGUUGGUGAAACAACUUCUUCUGGCAUGACAUCUGUAAUCACAGAGACACCAAUUCCAUCAUCAACCUCAUCGGGAUCAAAUGUUACAAGCACUGUUACUUCUUCAAAAACACCCACGACAACCAGCACAACAACUACUGUGACACCACCAACCACUCCAAGUGCAAGUGCAACGUCUGUUCCAACAGCUUCUCCAACAACAACAAGCACCUCCAUGGUUUCCAAAACAUUUCAUCCAGUCAAAACAGAAGCAACGUACACAACGGCUUCUCAGUCAUCUAUGUUCACGAUGGAAUCAUCCACAGAAAUAACUUCAAUUCCUUCUCAACCUAUAACCUCUGUUACUCCACCUAUACCUUCUACAACAACCAGCACUUCUGGCUCAAUACCAACUCCUGCAACAUCAUCACCACCUAUUUACACAGAGGUAACUACAAUUUGUACAACAGAAAUGUCAGAAACAACUGAAAUCACAGAAACCACAGAAUUGACAAGCAGUACGCCCAUCGAAUCGCUUCAUACAACCCUGCCUCCAGAAUUACCGAUUUUCUCGACGACUCCAUCACCUUCUAUUUCAGUUACACCUGGCAGUGUGACCACAGGAAAUGUAUCCUCUAGCACCUCCGCUGAAUGGACGACAAUUGCCACUGUUACUGUUGCUGUAUCCCCAUCCACACUCACACCAACAACUUCCAUAACUGGAACUACUAUCAUGUUUCCUUCAAGUAGUUCUGCAUUGACCUCUAGUUCUGUGUUAUUUUCUACCUCCACUUCACCCAGCACAACAUAUUUGCCUUCUACUACGGAAUGCUUCUGCAUCUUGAAUGGCACAGUCUAUCCACAAGGUGCAAUUUUAUACAACUACACUGAUGAAACAGGAUACUGCAUUUGGGCAUUCUGUAAUGAAACAUGCAUUGUCGAAAAACAUAUUGAACCUUGUAUCAGCAUAACAACUCAACCAACCACAAGCUCCAAGACUGAAGAAUCAACUGAACCUAUGACUACUGCUAAACAAACAACAGUUGAAUCCACAACAAGCACAACACAAGAUUGUCCUGAUUUUGAUCCGCCAAGACUACAUAAUGAGACCUGGCAUAUUUGUGACUGUCUCAUGGCAACAUGUAUCGUAAACAAUGUUGUAGCCAUAACACCUAUUGUGUGUCCUCCUGUUGAAAAUAUCAUCUGCGCCAAUGGCUAUUCACCUGCCCAAGUUUAUGACGACUACCACUGCUGUCUCCAUUCUGAAUGUGGCUGCCAGUGCAGCGGAUGGGGAGGCUCACAUUACGUUACAUUUGAUGGGCAACAGUACAAUUAUGAAGGAAACUGUACUUACGUUCUCGUGGAGGAAAUCAACACGACACAUAACUUUGGAGUUUACAUCGACAACUAUGAAUGCAAUUCACAGGAUGGAUCAUCCUGUCUACGUGCCAUGAUAGUGAAGUUUGACAAAGUAGAAAUACAAAUAAAAAAUAAUGGUACUAAUGGAGGUCAAUUUCUGGUGACUGUAAAAGGUACUAAUGUUUCACUGCCAUACUCAAAUUACGGAGUGAGCAUCUUCAGCCUAACCACUCAUGUAACAGUAGAAAUUCCUAAAAUAGAGGCACAGAUUAUCUUCUAUGGCAUGGGUUUCUCAGUCAAACUCCCAUACAAAUUUUUUGGAAACAAUACACAGGGACAGUGCGGAACAUGCACUAAUGACCAGAGUGAUGACUGUAUGCUACCAAAUGGAAAACAGGCAUCCUCCUGCUCUGAAAUGGCUGCUCACUGGCAAGUCAAAGAUGCCAACAAACCAAACUGUAAUGCUCCACCCUCAUCAUCUGCAACUCCACGACCUCAUGUGACACCUAGUGACCAGAUAACACAACAUCCUUGCGACUCAAAUUCUGUCUGCAACCUGUUUAAAACCAAAUUGUUUGAACUGUGCGAUCAGGGAUUUUCAUCAAACUUCUACUACGAUGCUUGCAUCAUUGAUGGAUGUGUAAACCAAGACAUCAAAAAGGCAUGCACCAGUUUGCAAAUGUAUGCAGCUGAGUGCAUGUCACGCAAACAACUCUGCAUUGACUGGAGAAAUUACACUGGAGGACAAUGCUCCUUGAAAUGUCCUUCAAACAAGAUUUACAAAACGUGUGAGAGUUCUAAGGAACAAACUUGCACUCCAAGCAAUGAAAAUGUUCUACAACCAGAAGGAUGUUUCUGUCCAGGCAAUACCAUCAAUUUCAGCCCUGGGAGUGAUAUAUGUGUAGACAAAUGGGAAGGAUGCAUGGGACCUGAUGGAGUACACAGAAAGUUUGGAGAAAGUUUUGAAUUCAAAUGUCAAGACUGCAUCUGUGAUAACAUUACACAACAAGUUAUCUGUCAGCCACACAAAUGUGAUUCUUCCCCGUCAGUGACGUGUGAUGGAGAUGGAUUUAUUGUUGCUAAAGUGCCAAACCCAAAGGACCAUUGUUGCAUGGAAACAGAGUGCAAGUGCAUCAUCAGCCUUUGCAAUUCAACGGAAAUUAAAUGUGAUCUUGGAUUUAACAUUGUAACAAAAACCCCAGAUGGAAAGUGCUGUCCAGUUUCUACAUGUGAACCAAUGGGUGUAUGUGUAAAUGAAGGGGCAGAGUAUCGUCCCGGAGCAGAUAUUCCUUUAAGCAAAUGUCAAAGGUGUACAUGUACCAAUGAAACCAACCCAGAAACUCAGCUAAACAAAAUUAGUUGCCAAAAUGUUGAAUGUAACAAGAAGUGCGAACAAGGUUUUGAAUAUCAAGAAAUGACAGAUGAAUGCUGUGGUAAAUGUGUCCAAGUUAAAUGCUUGGUAGAUCUUGGUGACCAACCUGUCGUUCUACUGCCGCCUGGGGAUGAAUUGCCUUCACCUUACAACAACUGUACGGUUUUUGGAUGCACACAAAUACACGACUUUCUUUUACUUAAUGUUUCCAAAAUCAUUUGCCCGGAUUUUGAUGAAGAUAACUGUGAGCCGGGAACAAUUAGUAUAACUGAAAAUGGCUGCUGUAAAACAUGUCAUGAGAAGGAGACUUGUAAGCGUCUAAGACAAAAGACCCAGAUUAAGUACGAAGGCUGUGUGGCUCUAGAGGAGGCGGAAACCGCAUCAUGUGAAGGGACGUGUGAUGCUCACUCCAUGUAUUCUACAGAAGCAAAUUCAAUGGACCAUAAGUGCACUUGCUGUCAAGAGACAAUGACACACGAAAAGGAAAUUCUCUUGCUGUGUCCCGAUGGAACCACUAUUCAGCACCGUUACAUCUAUGUUGACGAAUGUAAUUGUGUAAAAAUGAACUGUGAGGAAAUAACAAACACAACCAGUCAAAGCAGGAUAUCUUCAGGAAAAUCAAGCUCAGAUACAAGCAACCUAAUUGAAGUAAAAACUAUCUUGAAUAAUUCAAAAGAAAACAAACACAAUCUAUCAUUGAGUAAAGGAGGUACGUCCAAUAACAGUAACAAAAAUAAAUCAGAAAGCCACAAAAACGGGCCUCAAGAAUACAAACCUGAGGAUAAAAAGCAAAGACGUGUUAGGCGAGCAAAUAUGAAGAGGCAGUUAAAGCAGGCGUAAAUUAAACCAAAGAUCUUAACAUAAAGAUUCCCGGCUAAGAUAAAACAGGAAAUUAAAUUAAUUUUGUUAGUAAAAUUUGGCAACUCAGCAGUUUCAAAGCUUACACUAUUGCUGUUUAUUAUUAAUUACUCUUUUAUUUCUGCUUAGUGCUCAGUUUCUAAUGCUACAAUUGUACUAUUAACCCAAGAGGAACUUUUUGUAUUUAUUACCUUAGAUGAUAAAUAUUCUUACUCUCUGUGCAAAAGAAAAUGUUUAUCCGCUGCUAAUAGUUCUAAUAAAUAAAUCAACCAUACAUGUUUAAAAAGCAA
This is a messenger RNA of Callorhinchus milii (elephant shark), 19808 nucleotides long. Its product is annotated as mucin-2-like. Lineage: Eukaryota; Metazoa; Chordata; Chondrichthyes; Chimaeriformes; Callorhinchidae. The coding region runs from base 16 to 19500 and encodes 6494 amino acids. The transcript has 53 exons. Gene Ontology annotation, cellular component: extracellular matrix. The record is from RefSeq and is a predicted model, not a curated record. Gene Ontology annotation, molecular function: protein binding.